This is a messenger RNA of Impatiens glandulifera, 3201 nucleotides long. Its product is annotated as lysine-specific demethylase JMJ25-like. The record is from RefSeq and is a predicted model, not a curated record. Gene Ontology annotation, cellular component: chromatin; histone deacetylase complex. The transcript is spliced from 12 exons. Gene Ontology annotation, biological process: regulation of transcription by RNA polymerase II. NCBI's taxonomy places the organism in Eukaryota, Viridiplantae, Streptophyta, Magnoliopsida, Ericales, Balsaminaceae. The coding region runs from base 170 to 2929 and encodes 919 amino acids. Gene Ontology annotation, molecular function: transcription coregulator activity; histone H3K9 demethylase activity; chromatin DNA binding.
UACCUACUUAAUGCGCAUACUUUGGAUUGUCCGCAUUAUCGAGCCCAUCUCCAAUUCAUCGGCGGUCGGUCGGCUUUUACCAGUUCAAAGUAUGUGCGAAGAUAUUGUCGUGAUGUCGUCGGAGCUUAAAGGAUGAUUUGGAAGGUUUAUUGACCAGAUUAAAGUGAGAAUGGAAACAGUUGAAAAUAGAAGCCAAUCCUUAGAUGAUUGGAAAAUCUGUGGGAAUGGUCAGGAUACUUGCAAGAAGAAAAAUAAUGAGAAGAAAGACAGCCAUGAUUAUGUUUCAGACCCAUCUUUUGAAAGGCAUAACAAUAAUCUAAAAGGACAAGAUUAUGAUACUAGAAAAGUAUCAAGACAAUGCCAGGACAAGAAACAAUGGAGUGCUGAAACACACAAGCAGUUAGAUGAUAGCUCUAUGAGUGGGCUUAAAAAAGCCAGGUACGACUAUGAGGAUGAUUACAAGAAGGAUAAUAAAAUAUGCAAACCAAAGGGAAAGGUACAUGGGGAAUUAUCAUCUUCCAGUUCAGAUUUCUUACCAACUGGAGAGGCUGUAAGCUCUAGUCCUAAGGGAAUGUGUUGUGAUUCUUUGAGUAAGAAAAUGGGAGUUUUUGAUGAUUUUUAUGUUGGUGAAUGGAUAGAUGUUGAAGAAGAGGAUGGAUUUUAUGGAGUAAAAAGUGAUUAUAAAAGUGGUGGCUUAAUUGAUAGUAAAAAGAGAAAUUCGAAGUUUAAGAGGGAGAGGGAUACUGAAUCUGUAAUUUCUUCUUCUUCUUCCUCUUCAUGUUCAACAAUGCCUUCUUCUAGAAUUGACCAAAGUGAUAUGGGCAAAUGUCAAUCAGGGAGUCAGAAGGACAGCAAAGGGAAGCAUCCAACGUGCCAUCAGUGCAGGAGGAAUGAUAAAAGAAUUGUUAUUCCAUGCUCCAAGUGUAGACAGGCAGUAUACUGCACCUAUUGUGUCAAGAAGUGGUACCCACACUUACUGGAAGAAGAAGUUGCUGAGUGUUGCCCAUUUUGCUCGGGAAACUGCAAUUGCAACAUUUGCUUGCAAUCAAGUGGUCUGAUUGAGACUUCAAAGAGGGAUCUCACCCCCGAGGAGAAGAUCCACCAUCUUCAUCACUUGAUCAAGUUGCUCCUUCCAUUUCUGAAACAACUUAAUGAAGAACAAAAGCAGGAAAUAGAGAUAGAGUCCAUAAUCCAGGGGGCGUCGACAACUUCAAUUAAUAUACAGGAGUCUUUUUGCCAAAACGAUGAGCGUGUAUUCUGCAACAAUUGUGCAACUUCAAUUGUUGACCUUCAUCGAGGUUGCCCUGAUUGUUCAUAUGAGCUUUGCCUCACUUGUUGUAGAGAGAUUCGGCAAGGAGUGGCAUUUGGAGUUGAUAGAGUAGAGAUUCAUUACCCCAAUAGAGGUUCUGAUUACAUUCAUGGAGGAGAUCCAAUACCAGAUAUUCCUCAUUUGGAGACUUUAAAGGAACAUAUAGAACCAUUUAUCAGAUGGACUGCAAAUGAUGAUCAGAGUAUUGAUUGUGCUCCAAAAAUCAUGGGUGGAUGUGACAAUUGUGUGCUAGAACUCAAACACAUUCUUCCAAAAGGCUGGAUUUUGGAUCUAAUAGCUAAAGCAGUUGAUACAUUGACGAUACAUGAAGCAGAUCAUCGAAUGAAUGGGCUCAACAAGUCUUUACAUGGAGCGGGAGCGGCAUCCAGUGAAGGCAAUGAUGACAACUACUUGUAUUGUUUGGAUUCGGUCGAUGCUCUCAAGGGGGAAAGUCUUGUACAAUUCCAGAAGCAUUGGGCGAAAGGCAAACCUGUAAUUGUUCGCGAUGUUCUUAAACAGUCAAGUGGAUUGAGCUGGGAGCCCAUGGUUAUGUGGCGUGCACUUUGUGAGAGUGAGGAUCAAAAUUUGAGUUCAAGUAUGUCAGAAGUGAAGGCUAUUGAUUGCCUGGCUGGUUGUGAGGUGGAGAUAAGGAGCCAGCAUUUUUUUAAGGGUUAUACAGAUGGAAGAAGAUACUUCAAUUUUUGGCCUGAAAUGCUAAAACUUAAAGAUUGGCCUCCAUAUGACAAAUUUGAGGACUUACUGCCACGACACUUUGACGAGUUCAUCAACAUAUUGCCAUUCCAAGAAUAUACAGAUCCAAGGGCUGGAUUUCUCAAUAUUGCGGUAAAGUUGCCUUCAGGAGUCCUAAAGCCAGACAUGGGUCCAAAAUCAUAUAUUGCAUAUGGGAUCUUUGAGGAACUUGGAAGAGGCGAUUCGGUUACCAAGCUUCACCUUGAUAUGUCUGAUGCGGUGAAUAUCUUAACACAUAAUGCUGAGAUAGAGGUGGAUGCUGAACAGCAAGCAGCUAUCAAAUCAUUGAAGAAGAAGCAUAUGGCUCAAGAUUAUAAGGAAAAUAUAAUAACAGAUCGAGAGAUGAAUCAGGUUUGCUCAGACCCGGUUGAAGUUGAAACGAAUGAAAGAAGUGGUGGGGAUGCUUUGUGGGACAUUUUUAGAAGAGAAGAUGUUCCAAAAUUACAAGAGUACCUCAGAAAGCACUCGAGAGAGUUUAGGCACAUUUACUGCUCCACAGUUGAACAAGUUAUUCAUCCAAUUCAUGAUCAGUCCUUCUACUUGACCAUGGAUCACAAACGAAAACUCAAAGAUGAAUAUGGAGUAGAACCAUGGACAUUUGAACAAAGACUUGGAGAGGCGGUGUUUAUUCCUGCUGGUUGCCCCCAUCAAGUCAGGAAUUUGAAAUCAUGCACCAAGGUAGCGGUAGAUUUUGUUUCUCCUGAAAACAUUAACGAGUGCCUUCGGUUGACUGAGGAAUUUAGGCACCUGCCGAAGGGUCAUAGGGCCAAAGAAGACAAACUAGAGAUAAAGAAAAUGAUAGUUCAUGCAAUGAACCGAGCUAUUGAAGAUUAUGAAGCCUUGGCAUUUCCACACAAUGAAAUUCUGUAGCACCUUAUUUUUGGAGGACUGGUGUUUUGUGACAAAUUUAGCUAUCUCUUUUGAUUAGUAAUCUUAGUUUAUCAUCAUCCUAUGGUAAUGUUUUUUUGUUCUUCCAACCAUAGUUGUAAUCUUAGUUUCUCCUACAGGAAGUAAUGUUUCUUUUCCCACAUAAGAAACAAAACAUGUUACCUGGAUGGCCUUGACCUAACUAAUGUCAAGCAAUUUUCCAUAUGUGCUAGCCUUCAAUAUAUAUAUAAACUAAUUUUGAAUGUUUGAUUAUA